Messenger RNA from Darwinula stevensoni, 4404 nucleotides. NCBI's taxonomy places the organism in Eukaryota, Metazoa, Arthropoda, Ostracoda, Podocopida, Darwinulidae. The record is from the annotation of a GenBank genome assembly.
AUGGAAAAUUCUGGAUUUGGGAAAUCCCCGGAACACAAUCCGAACGGAACAGCCCCUGGCGCUGAACCUAGCACGGCACGCCCGGUAAGUCGCCGGGCGUGCCGUGCACAUCCUCCUCAGGUCGCGACCCUGGUAUUCAAGCAACCUUCACGCCAUGCGGAGCGGACGUGCGUGCGUGAAGCGGAGGACGAGCAAGCGGUGGAGGAAGGAGUGGGAGAGCGGAGUCGGAGAGCCGGAGUAGCAAGGGCGGCCCGGGACUGGGAGUAUGGGAGGAAGUGGGUUGUGCGCCGACCUGCCGGGCCUCCAGAUCGUCGUCCACGGAGGGCCUUGAUGACGACGUCACAUGACCUCCUCCUCCUUCUUCUCGUCUGCGUCCUCCUGCUCCUCGCCCCCUCAGGAUGGUGUGAGGAGGGAGGGGAGCAGGUGAGGACGGUGGUGAAUUCCUCGGUCGUCCUCAACUGCCCCCUCAACUAUCCCCACGGUGAAGCCGUCCCUUACAUCAUCAACUGGGAGAAAGAGGGGUUGCACGAACCGGUGUACAUCCACUACGACGGGUACGAUCCACACGAGUCAGAGGGGUACAAGGGUCGGGUGUCCCGUGUUACGGACCCGCGGUUCGGCCGCGCCUCGUUGAACCUGAGUCGGGUGGUGGUGGAGGACCGUGGGUGCUAUCGGUGCAAGGUACUCUUCCUCGACCGCUCCCCGGAGCAGAAGAGCAACAACGGAACCCGCAUCUGCCUCGAGGUUCACGCGCCUCCCCGGUUGUUGGACCCACCGCGAGAGAUAAACUACGUGAAGCUGGGUGAGGACCUCAUCCUGAGUUGCGUGGCUGAGGGGAAUCCCCCUCCGAGAAUCGAGUGGUUCAAGGAUUCCGGACGCCUGAUGGACGUGCCGGGACUGGGGAUCGGGAAGGGGGGAGGAAAGACUGGCAGUCAGGGGCAGGGACGGCCCCGGGUGAGGAUCGCCAAUGACGGGAUGGAGCUGAGGAUCUCGGAUAUCCGGGCCGAGGACCUGGGUGACUACACGUGUCUGGCCAAGAACGACGUGCAUCCACACGCCUCGGCGCUUUCCAGGGUCAUGUUGGCCGGAGCUGCGCGGAUCCUGACGGGUCCAAGGAACGUGACGCUGGCAGAGGGAAACACGAGCGAGCUGACGUGCGAGGCUCGGGGACAACCGUCCAACAUCACGGUGCAAUGGUAUCAAGAAGGGACGCCCGUGGAGCGGGUCCAGGCGCUCGCCUCGCGCUACCGGGUCACGCGGAAUGGCAGCCUCGUCAUCCAUCCGGUGACGGCCGAGGAUGCCGGGGCCUACACGUGCGAGGUCACCAAUGGGAUCGGAGGUCGCGACUCCGCUUCUGCCUACCUCAACGUCGAAUUCCGUGCGCGAGUGCUGUUCGCUCAGUCGCCCCAGUACCUGCCGUUCCGGAUGUCGGGGAUGAUCCAUUGUCCCGUGGAGGCCAACCCGCCGCUCCAGUGGGUCUCCUGGCUCAAGGACUCUCGCAUGUUCGACCCGAAGGCCUACCCUGAAGUUAUCGAUCUCAACAACGGUUCCCUCCUCUUUCAGCAGGUGAAGGUGGACCACCAGGGAGAAUACCGGUGCACCCCUUACAACGUGAUGGGGACCAAGGGUCACUCUCCGUUGAUCCAGGUGCUCGUGAGGGAACCGCCGUCCUUCCAGGUGGCACCCAAGCCUCAAUACGAGGCGAAGGUGGACGGGUCUGUCACCAUGCACUGCCUUGGUGCUGGGGAACCGAACCCCACCACCACCUGGCGACGCUGUGAUGGAAGACCGAUGCCCGGAGAGGGUCGGGCGAGGUUGGAGAACGGGGAGUUGAGGAUCGGAUUGCUCAAGCCCAAGGACCACGGGUGCUACGAGUGCGUGGUGGGAAACGAGGUGACGAGGGUGGUGAGGACCACCCAGUUGGUGGUCCGCAACACGCCCCCGCACGCGCCGCAUAACGUCAGCGUGGAUGUGAAUCCCUUCUCGGCCACAGUCGCCUGGAUCCCCGGUUACUCGGGGGGCGACGAGGAGUUCCUUCAAUACGUCGUCUGGUACCGGAAGGCCGACAACAUAUCAAAGUGGAUCACCAGUGAGGUGCAGCCGUCGAAGGCGCUGCGCUACACCGUUUACGGCCUGGAACCAAACACUUCCUACGAAUUUCAGGUCUCUGCCAACAAUCAGUUCGGUCACGGGUUCAUCUCCGAGAUGGUCGAGGGCACCACUCCGCAUAUUGAUUAUAGCAUAGUUGUGUUGCCCACUGACGCCACCGGUGCCACGUACAUUCCCACGGUCAUCAACUCGCAAGGUCCUCGUCCGGGUGCGCCGAGGAACGUCACGGCGGCGAUCGAGAACAACCACGUGGUGCUCCGGUGGGUGCCACCCUUCGACAACCACUUGGUGGCCGUCGCUUAUUAUACCGUGGAGCUCAGGACGGACGAUGACACGUGGAGAGCUCUCUCGGAACAGAUUCAGGGCGCCACCCAGUUUCGAGUGGAAGAGUUUCUGAACGGGCAGUUGUACACGUUCCGUGUGACGGCCCACACGCUCACCAGUCAGACCAGCACCGAGAUUCCCUUCCUCGUUCCUCCCAACUUGAAGAGCAAGGCCAUCACUGCUGGGAUCGUGGGCGGGGUGCUGUUCUUCAUCGUAGCAAUAAUCCUUUCCAUCUGUGCCGUGAGGAUCUGCCACCAUCGGAAGCGCCGCCAGCAGGAGAAAGGUUCGUUCGGGUCCGACCCCGUUUCCCCGUCUCUUCCCGCGAGAACCGUCGAUGAUGCGGUGGAUUGUUCUCCAGCUUACAACAUGGUGGCGUGCCGGGUGACGGACGCACGCAACGGAGGCCAUCCCGCCAGCCCAGUGCCUUUCAACAAAGUUGGAGACAGCCGAGUUUCAGUUGUGAUGACGCAGAUGGCAGGUAGACUGAGUUCGCUCGCGGGAUUCCUGGGAGUCGAGAGCAAGGAGGAGCACCGGCGUCGUCGUCACCGCAAGCGCACGGAGCGUCGCAACCGGUUCUACCGCUACCCGCACUAUUCGGUGCAGGUCCGGAGCCCGCCGUCGUGGAUCGGACGGGGCGGGGACGGGAAGUUCGUCGCGGACGGGGGCAGCACGAGCAGCAGCGACGACGGGGGGUUCAUUCCGCGCUCGCCGCCGCCGCCGACGUGGCACACGUACGAGCCGGUCGAGACGGGGAUGUACCACGUCGGGGGGCCGCAUUCCACCUGGGGUUACCGUCACUCGCAGGCGUCGGAAACCUCGGGCGGGGAGCUUCUCGUCACGCCGUUCCCGUCGCCGCCUUUCACCAUCUACACGCCGGACGGACGACGAUUCCGCACCAGUUCCCCGCCCCCGCGGUGGAAGGCUCGAGGCAUGGAAGUGAGCGACCUGAGCUCCGUGAGGCAGCCGAGUUCCGCCGAGAGGUCUUUCCCGAGCACGGUCCCGUCUCGUUCGAGGUUGUUUCCGGGACGGAUCCCGUCUCUCAGACCGAUCUACUGGGGCGAUACCACGCCGUUGUCUUCGCGGUUCCAUCAAGUUCAGGUGCAGGUUCAUCAUCACGACCCAGCCGGGACUCACUUCUUCCCGCCUCCGCCUCCGUCCGUACCGGCACCCCGGCACCUCACGAUGCCGAUCUACCAGUACCCGUAUCCGUAUCCGUACCCGUACGUGGCGUACCCGUACCCGAUCGCGAUCGAAGUGCGGCCGCGACGACAUCUGCAGCCUCCUCGAAUCCCCGACAUACCUCCGGCGGGCGAAGCCCCACUCUACGCCAACGUACCUCGCCCGGUGACGACGGAAUCUCAACGCCCUCUGGCGACCAGUUCUCCGCCGGGUACGCGGCCGGCAAAACGCGUCGUGCCGGUUCCGCCGGGUUUCCCGCCGCCGUCGAGACCUCAGAGACGCAACAGUGCUCCGGAUCUCCGUCCUCGCAUCGAGGAUAGUCUCACGGAAACCGGGGAAGCAUCUUCGAGUGGCUUCGGUAGCAAGAACACGUCGUCGCAGCAGACGUCGUCGCAGUCGCACUCGGGCAUGGACUCGUCGUCGCCGCCGCCCCUGUUGUCCCCUCAGCAGCAGCUGGACGCCAGCGUGGACGACCAUUACGAGUUCGAUUCCAUCCAGCUCCCGGAGACGGACGGCGGACGGACGGCGUUCGAAGACCGAGGGUUGUCGGACUCGGAGAUCUACAUCCGGUCUCGAUCACCGGCCGAUCCGAAGGGUCGAGGGGACAACGGGGCCCUUCGACCCGAGGAUCGAGAGGCGAGGCUGAGGGCGAUGAGGGAGGAGUUCCAGCUGUACCGUCAGAGACAGGCGCAGCGAAGUCGCGGACCCGUGCUCGAGAGAAUGAGUGUUGUGAUGUUCAUCGUCAUCGCGAUCAUCAUCGUCAUCGUCAUCGUCAUCCCGAGUGAUGGUUGA